AUGAAUCAAUUUGAAAACCUCGGUAUUGCUUUUGCGAAUAUUGUAUGUAAAUUUCUGGAGGGUAUUGAUUGCGGGGACUAUGAUGCCUCACUGCGGCGUAUGUUUGAAUGCUGUUCUCGAGAGAAAAAAACACUCGUUUCGUUUCUUAUGAGAAAAAAGGCUCAACGUUACGAAUGUAUUUCGGAAUGUUCUUGUGGUAAAUGGAUCAAUGAAACUUUAACGGAGAUGAUGCGAGAGAGUAGUGAACAAACUGUGCAGUGUGAUCAGCACGGUGAAAGAACAGAUUCAACAAGGACGGAUGAUUUGACGGAAACAUCAAGUGUGACUUUACUAGAGAGGAGUAUUGAAACGAAUGCUAUUGUAACGCAGUUAACAGUCGUGAGAAAUACGUUUAUUAAGUGUUUAUUAGGAACAAGAGAGUCUCCUACAUCUAGAGCUACUUCUUCCUUAUCUAAUCAUGAUGUACUGCAAGAAAUUACUGUGGAGUACUCGGGAGGAUUAACAGACUCUGGAGUAAAGUCUAUUGAAACGCUUAUUGCUUCUUUAAGUAAUCGAUUAAUGCGUUCACAUCAAUUUAAUAGUGGAAAUCGAGCAUCAACUAUUGAGCGAGGCGUAAUUUGUGAUGGUGUUGAGUUGUAUGAUCACAAUUAUGCUCAACUGCUGAGUAUAACGGUAGAGGUUGUAUGGGCUUUCAGUCUUUGUCUAAUUUUAGCAGAACAGGACUCUGUCUUUAUUCGUUCUGGUGGCCUCGUCCACUGUGCUAGAUUUGUCCUGCGUAAUCGUAAUCGCUCUCGUGUGCGUGGCGUACAAACUUCAUUCCCUCGUCUUUGUGAUCUUCCACCGGUGUUCUUUCUUUCACUUAAUCUUGCGAUAAGUUUAGAGACGCACUUUCAUUCUGUACUCUUACAUGCAGGGAGUCGUAUGUUAUUACCAUCUGGUAUCUAUCAUCUUGUGUUGAGUCACUCCUGCUAUGGGCUUCUUUGCCAAUUAGAUGAACAGGCGGUGGAUCGUGUGAGGAAAGGUGUUGUGCAGACAUGUGCAUCUGUGAUGAAAACCGCACGGCUGACCUGUCAAACGUGGGAAAAUGUAGAUUGGGGAGUUAUUAUUUCAAAAACUGGGCUUUCUUCUUCUUAUAUAGAUUAUGAAUCUUUAGCACAAGAUAUGGAAUCUAUUUGGAGACGUCGACAGAAAUGGUGGGAGGACUCUACAAAAGAUACAAGUCGUGCGGCUGAAGUGACAUGGACAAAAGCGCUUCCCAUCAUUUUAAAUGGAACACUUCCAUGUUUUCUCUCUACGCAUAUGCGACAAACAGAAGAGUUUGUAUCGAAUUUAUACGUCUCAUUAAAAGGGAACAAUAAUAAUAGGAUUGAUAAAACAAUGGGGGAUAAUUUUAAUACAUUGUUUUGUGGUACAAUGCAGUUAUCUCAUAUUUUCAAUAAUCAAUCCGUUAUGCAAGGUUUUUUAAAAGAAUUUUUGGAUAUUGUUAAAAGAUUAUUAACCUAUUCAAAAAAAGAUAAACGAGCGAGAGAGGUGGUUUCUAUUGUACUCGCUGGAUGUUUCUUCUUUAUUCCUGGUACCUAUGAUGGUCGUCGCCGGGAUGCACAUCAAAUGGAAAUGACCCCUUUUCAACCGUUAGUGGAAAUUAUUUUAAGUGAAGUAAAUAAUUGGUGUAAGCCAAAACAUGCGAUGUGGUAUUCUAUUUCAAUGGCCUCACUACUUGGAGGAUGUUCAAUGAAAACAUUAGCUGAAAGAUUACCCAUUUUCUUUGAAACCAUGGGAUUAUGGUUAGGAUCUGCUGAUAAUACAGAUAGAAUCGCUAUUCUCUAUUCCACUCUUCACGUCGGAGGUUUACUAUGUGAUGUUUGUACAAAUCCCACUACAACAGCAUUAUUUGAAUGGGGAAGAUCCAUUGAAGCUUUUUGUAAUUCUGUAGAGAAAAUGUUAUUAAAGAGUAUUGGGGAUGAGAGUUGGGAGGAAACUCAACAAAGUCCAUCUACAGUAGCUGCAGCCUCUGAUUUGUUAAUAUUUUCUCUUCAACAAGAACCAUUUCACUCUAGAGCUUGUCAAUGGUUAAUGAAACUUUUAGAAAUUAAAGCAAAAGUAAAAUUUGCAUUAAAAGGUUAUAGAGGCACUCCUAUUUCUCGUGGUCAAUUAAUUGCUAUGCGGACUAUUUCAGCUUUAUGUGGUUUACAAUAUUUUCCACGGCAUCAUUUUUUGGAUUCUAAACGAACUGGUACAAAAGAUUCUAAUUUAGUCUGUAGUAUGGUAAUGGAAUAUGAAAAUCGAAUGAAUAUAUUUUAUGGGAGUUCUAGUGAACAUAAAGGAUAUAUUAAAGAUCGAGUUGCUAGUUUAAUUACUAUUUAUGGAUCUUAUUAUAAUCCUGCUGUUACGACGAUUGAAGGAACCACAAUCUUUUGGCGUAGUGAUCAUUUAGAAAAUGUCUUGGGGUUUGUAAAACAAGCAAAAGAGAUUACUCCUAUUAUUUAUGAAUUACGUGAAAUGGCCUUUGCAUACAUAAGGCAUAUAAAUACAGAGGGACAAAGUGUAGAAACAAUGGAAUCUGCACUUCCACUUAUUAAUAUUUUUCUUGUUUCUCGGUUUUGGGUUUCACCUGAAGUGGUACUGGAUAAACAGCUUACAUUACCAAUGAUACUUGUAGGAGCUAAAACACCUUUAUAUGAGGUGGUUUCUCAAGUAGUCAUGCCAUUCUAUUUACAUAAUAAGAAUGAUAGUAAUAUGUCAAGUUCUGCAUUAGCUCUUCACCGGUUAGCAGAAUGUAUUAUAACACUUUUGGCAAAUGAUGAUGAUGAACAUGUAGAGCAAUUAGCAGAAUAUAUGAUUACACAUUUGGCUAUAUUAAGGAAUAGAAUGGAAUUUACGGUAAACCAUGAAUUAUAUGCUGAUAAGACGGAUGGAAGUAAUGUUCCUUUAACAAUGGAAUCCCAUCAAAUGGAUAUUCCCUGUAAUGAAAAGAAUGAAAAUAAAAUUUUAUUAUGUAGAAGCAGAUGGAAUUGGUUAUUAAAUAUUAUGGAUUCAAAUCUUCAUUUACCAGAUGAUUCUUCCGUUUCCUCAUCUGGUGCUCAAGAUUGGUGUUCUAUUCCUGGUUUACGCAGUGCUGCCCUUAUUGACAUUUUAGAAGGACUUUCUGUGGUUUUACUCGGUCAUUGCAGACGACAGGUACGUCGAUUAGCUUUAGUACAACUGGAGUUAUUGGCAUCUCUUUUACAUUUACAGAAAAUUCAUUGUGAAAGUGCAGCUCGGGCUACAUUGAAUGCUCGUAAUACUAAUAUCUCUAAUGGGGUGCAUAUGAAUACUACUUCCUUUAGUGUAACUAGUAAUUAUUCUCUCUAUAAUACAGAAGUGAGUUCUUCACGUUUAGCAUUGGCAGAUAUUUUCACGGAACUGAGUGAACAGUUUACAGAUAUGUAUGCAUCUCAGAAAGAACAUUAUGUACCACUUAUUCGCCUAUUUGAUUUAAGAUCAUCCGUUUCUCGACAUUCUAUGGAUGAUAAAUGGGGAAGUGAUGUCAGGCGUAUGUUUUCACGAGAGUCUUUUACCACAACUUCUAUCAAUAUACAGGAAAAACUUCGAUUGUAUGGAAAAAGUACAAAACGAAAUACAUCUCUUCUUACCGCACCUUUUGGUAUUAGAUGUUUAUCUGAAGAUAAUAGUGCUUCUCUUUUUAUUUUUACCUCCACCACGGCAUUAUCACUAAUGAUGUAUGGAUAUUGUCCAGGCUCUGCAGUUGUACCGGUGUCCUGUGCGAUUACAGGGGAAGUGGUAGAAAAAGGGAUGAAACAAUAUAUGGAGAGAAAUUCCCCUGUUUGGCGAUCGUGUUAUACUUUCUAUUUUCUCUUAUUAUGUGUGGAUAACUUUAAGGUAUCCCCAGAUGCUAAUCGUUUAACACGUGGGGUGGAAUGUAAUCGUCCUGGUCAUCAACAAGGGGCAAAAUCUAUUUAUCGUGGUGGUCCAGAUGCGACAAGUGAAGUUGGAUGGCAAAUUAUGAAUCGUCAUGAAAAAUAUCAUAAACUUAUGAAAGAUAUUACAUUACCUUUAAUUUUACAUGAAAUAAAUAAUGAGAAUAACACACCAUACUUUAUAGAUAUGCUACAAUUCCUUCUCGUUGGUCCAUUAGAAAUGGCUUCUACAGGAGUUUCUUCUCUUGUAACCUUUUCAGGUAUCAUGGAUAGUGAUCACCCUGUAGUAAAAAGUCUUUCUGGAAUUCUUGGACAGAUUAAUAGUAAAACACGUAAAAAUAAACAACAUGUUAUCAAUGCCAGUCUUGUUAUUCUUAUGCCUAUGCUUAUAAUUAUUGGAAGACGAUAUUUUGUCAUGCCACCUGCUACUCCAGGUCGUAUGCAAGAUACAGUUGCUACAAAACGUACAAUAAUGGAAACGAUUAUUAAAGAUUUUAUUAAUUCAAUGUUAUUAGGUGAACAUAUCUGUAAGGAAUAUGGAGAUGAUAUGGAUCGUGAACGAGGACCCACAGUGGAAGAUUUGGGAAAAACAUUAAGUGAAGGAAAUGGUGUAGCCGUAAGCUCUUGGUUGGCUCUUCCUUUUAUUCCUCCAACAGUUUCUCCUGGUGAUAGUAAGAGUCAAAGCAAUCAUGACUUAUAUUUGGAAAUUAGACCUAUCAUUUUACUUCGAGGUCUUUUAUGUGAUUUGAUUGGUCUUGUAUACUCUAAAGAGACGAAGUAUUUGGAACCUCAUUUAAGGAAUAAUCUCUUACCUAGGGUUCUCUAUUCUCUAACGUAUCAGGUACAUUGGUUUCUUCAAGGAUAUAUGAGUUCUCGAGGUAGUUUUUUAAAAUCCAAAUCCCCAAAGAGUUUGUUUAUAGCUAUGGAAAAGAGUAUUAUCGCUUUACAAACGGUUGUAUCAUCAUCAGAACCUUCUCAAGGUGGUAAUCGUUAUCCUUCAGAUUAUAAGAAUAUAAUAAAUACAUUUGCUGAAAAAUUCUUUAAAUGGUUACAACAGGCAUCCCAAACGGAAUAUCAUAACCUUGAAAAAAGUGCAACAAGAAUAUUUGAUCUUGCCGUAACGUUAUUAUUAGCAGAUUCUCCAUCUUUAGAGUAUGCCCAUCGUGUGCUCUGUGAAUUGCCUAUAGGUAGUCCUGUACAUCGAACGUUUUUUGCUUUACUCGUCACAGCACUUCCAGCAAAGUCUGGUAAACAGAAAGAAACGAUUCCUUCUAGAAAACAAAUGGGUAGAGUGGAAUUAUCCUAUACAAAGACGGAGGCAACAAGUAAUGAUGCGUUUACGACUACCCAUACAUCAGCCUCUUUACGAGUUGAUACUCCUUUAACUGAAUUGAUAUGGAAUCCAUGUAUAAUCUUUUAUAGUUUGGUAUACUUGUAUGAAGAUGUGAAUGCUGGAUGUGUCUUUGAUGCCGCUAUACGUUUAAAAGCACAAAGUUUUCUGAUGCUUCUAUGUGGAGAAUCUCCAAGUGACCGUUCACAUGAUCCCUUAGAUGACUGGUUGUGUCUCUUGUUAAAAACAUAUCAUCAUAGUCGUGGAGAAUUGGAACAUGCAUGUGGUCUUGUUCAAGUUCUUUUUACAAUUGCUAGUGGAGAUAUUCUCUCUGCUCAGCGUAAAUCGAAUAAUCCAGUACAAAUACAACGUAUUGCACUUAAGCUUCUUACACUUUUUAUGCGGCGUGUGGAACCCACAAAGGCGAAUCUUCGUACGAUUCUUCAAGUUACACAAUCGUGUCGAAACUCUAUUUCUGAAUAUGCAUUGGCGGAGUUGUGGGGCGGUUGGAUAGCGUAUGAAGGACGUGAAAGAGAACGUUUUGUAUCCCUCUUAGUUACCUUACCAUUGGAAUUAUCAGAGAAACGUCUGGUAACCAAUUACAUAGAUAGUUAUAUUGCUCAUGAGUUAACCAAACAAGGUAAAGCACAUAGUGGGAAAUUGGAUGGUCGUUCACGUGGGGCAUAUUAUAGUUUUUUACUUUUUUCAUUUUAUCAAAUGAAGAGUUUGCGCAGUAAAGUCAUUGAAAGUGUUGCGGAUAAUAAUUUUAAAACAGAUACCGUAGACACAUUAUUGGACUCUAUACGAGAUGAUGAGAUUCGUCGAAGUUCAACAGGUUGUCUUUCACGCAGUAUUAGUCAAGCUGGAUCCCAAGGUAACCGAAAGAUUAGUCAGGGUGGUGCAGCAAAAAGAAAGAGUUUGUGGGUAGUGGAAGAAAAUAUUUGGCAAAGUAAUGUGCGAUUUACUACAGAUUAUACAAAGAGUGAAGCUGCUGCUGCUGCUGCUGUUGGUGGUGGUGGUGGUGGUCCAUUUAUGAGAGAAAGACCAAUGGAUCAUGGGGCCAGUAGUGUUUCAAGUGAAGUUCGAGAUGAUGCUGGAAUGAUUCGAGAAACAGGAUUUGUGAAACCACUUGUGAGUGUCUUAUUCUUUGCAUCCUGGGCUAUAGAGAGACUUCAACCAUUAGGUUGGCGUCUAUGGAAGGAGUUAGAUAGAGAUCUGGGAACUAUUUCAAACUUUAUGCGAAAGGAAUCAUUAUCAGAUGCCAAGGGAGUUACUGGAUAUUGCCCUAGUUACACUUGUGCUUCAGGUGAGGGUGGGGAAGCUGGAGAUUACGGUGGUUAUUAUGGCAAUAAUAAUACGAAUACUAAUAAUAAUACUAAUAAUAAUAAUAAUAAUAAUAAUAAUAAUAAUAAUAAUAAUACUACGACCAAUCAAAAUAAAAAUAACAAUACGCCUGCUAAUAAUAACAAUAACAAUAAUAACUAUUAUUAUAAUAGUAGUAAUAGUAGUAAUAGUAAUAGUAGUACGGCUAGUGAUGAAAGUCUGCGGAAAAACGAAGAUACAGAGGAGGAUGAGCGGAUUGUUUCCCAUGUGGAGCAAACAACAUACGGCACUCAGGGAUCUUCUUCCUCAGAGGAUGAACCGUUAAUGGCAUUUAACCCUGCAAGUGUAGAAGAAGAAGAAAGAGGAAGAGGAAGAGGAAGAGGAGGAGGAGUGGUUAAUACAACGGCAGUCAUGCAUGAACGUGUAGAAUCAGAUACGGGCAGUGAUGGUACAAUGGUGGUGCAUGGAAAUAUUGCCGCCAAAAGCUUUAGAGAAACUAUAGAAGCAGAGAUGAAACAAAAGAACAAAUUAAAGAAAGCCGAAAAACGACAACAACAAUUAGAUAGUAAAGCUGAAAUGACCUUUCGUCUAUUACAACGUGAUUUCCUUUCUCUAUUCCUCCACUUUGCAUGUAUGUUGUUAGUACAUCUUGGCUGUGGUGAAGUACGGCGUAGUGAUGGACGUGAUGAAUUGUUAUUACGAUUUCGUGUUGUGGAGGCCUCAUUUGAGGCACUUGGCGGUCAAUUAAAAGGCGCCACAUCCGAGUCGAGUUAUCGGGCCACAUCUACACUUAAACAUUGGCUUAAACUCACACUUGCUCGUAUACAGCAACGUAAUGCCAUGGCUCAACGUGAUGAUGAUAGUAUCAAUAACAAUAGUAAUAAUAAUAGUAAUAGUAAUAAUAAUAUGAUUGUGGAUAAUGGUGGGAGUAAUAAAGGUUUCUUUGGUAAUUGUGGGGAUGCACUAUUUCAUGAUAUGUCGUUACUAUUUGAACAGGUUGAAUUGGAUGAAAGCCUUGCAGAUUCCGCUUCAUCUAGUACAGAUGUGGUACUCAGUGAACUUUUCUUAAAUAUUGCAGGUCAAGGACGAAAUAUAAGAGGACGUCGAUUUUUACUUCGCUGUCUUCAUGAAUCCACUACCUGGUUACAACAUGGUGGAUCUGCUCCUCUUAGUGAGACGGAAAUGCGGCUUCGACCUCCCAUUCCCUUUUCUUAUAUUUCAUUACUCUCUAUGAAGAUUGCAAGAAGUAUUUCCUCAUCUCUUGCCUUUACAACGGGUGUUUUACUGGUGAGUUGUGAUGGUAGACGACUGUGGAUGGAAAAGACAGCAAUGCAACUCGCAGAGGCAAGUGCACUUCGCCGUAUCCUUGCAGCUCUUGCCUCUCAUAUGAGGAAUGUUAGCAAUGAUGUUUCUGCAUCCGUGGAAUCUUCUUUAUUAUCACAGGAUCAUAUGUGGUGUACUUCUAUCUUAACAUCAUUGGCUUGUUUAUUACGUGAUAUAAUUGUUCAUGAAACGUAUUAUUGUACACGAACGCGUACAAGAGAGGUAGAAAAUGAUAAAACAGAAGAAAUGGUGUUAACAACUGUUUUUGGUGUAAAUAGUGCAUUUCCUAGACGUUAUCUUUUAUUGUGUUUCUGGAUUGGAUUUUCAUUUUUACUAAAAUCAAACAUAUGGCAUGAGGCAUGUAAUUUAUUAGCUAUUUUUCAUCGCUACGGUUGUAGUAGUUAUCUCGUUCAUAUCUCAGUGCCCACCUUACCUUUAUUGAAUCACUUAUGUGUAAAUGUAGCCCCUGAUUUUUUGGCUGUACAACUUGCUUUAUUUCAUCAAGGCAGGACGGCGGGAAAUCGACAUAGGGGAAGUAUUAUUUCAUUAUAUGAUUCUAUGGGUAAGUCUCCUGGUCCUACAAACGAUUCGGUAUUAAAUUAUUUAAAUGAAUAUGCAAAUGAAAAAGAUGAGUGUGCGUUAUUUCUUGCUUUUUCAGAGUUAUUACUACUAUGUGACUGGGAAUCCAUUAAUGUGGAAACCAAUGCCCCAAGGUUUACUGCAUUUAUAAAUAAAUUGAAUAUAAAUGGUGGUUUGGGUAAAGGUAACCGAGGUGUACAGUCGCAGGGAGAUUCUAAAUCUUUAAGCUCAACUGUAUCGAACUCAUUUAUACGUUACUUUUGCCAUCUUACGGAUUUAUGGAAACAGUGUCUUGUUAAAUAUUCAAGUGACUAUGAACGGACAUUACAGACUUUAUCUACUCGUAUGACAUUUCUUUUAAAUGAUUUUUUUCUAAUGGGAGCCAGAGCCUUUGGGGUUUCUUCUAUUGAUGUACUUUUACAUCGCGUCAUUAUAACAAAAAAUAAUUACAAGGGUUCACAUGGGGCUGGAUUAUCCCAUUCGAGAAGUCAUGCAAUAGAUCUUUGCUCACUUCAUAGCUGUACAGGAUCUUUAUGUGAUAAACACCAUUUGUCUGAAGAGAGUGUAGCAUUAUUUCAACGACUAUUUGAUUCUUUAGUGAUGACACCUCUUAUUUUAUUAUUUCAAUCCUCCAAGACUCCAUUGUCGUUAUGGUGUAAAAUUUUAGUUUUUGUGGCUGCACUUUUAUCCUUUCAUAAACAGAAUCACGGAUAUGUAACGGAUCUUUUAUUGAAGUUUCUCCCUUAUUUGGAGCGUGGAUUAAGUGUGGACUCCACUCAUAGUUCAGUAGGAGAUGAAACCCCUCUUUUUGAACGAUUCGUGGUAUUAUUUCUAGCAGAUGAAGUUUUAGAAAAGUUGAAGAGUUUAAAAAGUCCAGUAUAUACAAACGUACCACCUGGUAUCGGCUGUGAUUCAAGGAAACAACCACCUUUUUUGGUUUCUCUGGUAGAUGAUGAGAAUUUAAUUGCGGCACUGAUUGAAUACAUUGCGAAAGACUCCUUCUCUGUUCGUUCAACAAGAGAUACCGCACAGAGUGUCUCUUCCACAUCUCUUUUGGAGAGAUCAGUGAUGCAAGCCUCAUCUUUACAUACAGAAGAGGGAGGCGGUGCGGUGCUGCCUAUCAUAACAGCAUAUAAAGAUAAUUCCCCUACUAGAGAUGAUGAUGGAAAAGAGAAGCAAACAGCGGAGUGUGAACACUCACAGAUUCCUUCAUCUGUUGUGCCAGAAGAGUCUUCUAGCCUUUGUGUAAAGAAGAAAUCUAGUUUUAUUGUUUCUUCCUUAUCUCAUCGGUUUGGGGAAUAUGUUUAUGAAGUUUGCCCUGGAACCUCCACUGGUGGUGUAGAAAUGCUGGAUCAAUUACCUUUGGAAUGCUACAGACCUCCAUUACGAGAAAGAUCUUCUCCAACUCUUGACGUUGAUGUAGUUAAGGCGGCAGAGGAACACAAUAAAGAAAGUGAUGGUAAUGGAUUAGAAAAAGUAAUAGUAGUAGUAGAAGGAGAAGAAGAAGAUAAUGGUACACAGGAACAUAAACCACUUACUACAAGGGCACGACGAUGUCAUUCGGAUCUAAAUCAAGUUUUCAUCCCUCGAGAUGAAAAUGUGUUUCCUUUGAGACGAAAUGAUGGUAGUGUGGCUUCUCUAAGCACUCUUGAUAAUGGUGAAUUUUACGACACGGAUUCAGAGUUACUGGAUUCAUCUUAA
Messenger RNA from Trypanosoma theileri, 10173 nucleotides. RefSeq lists its product as uncharacterized. The record is from RefSeq and is a predicted model, not a curated record. The coding region runs from base 1 to 10173 and encodes 3390 amino acids. Lineage: Eukaryota; Euglenozoa; Kinetoplastea; Trypanosomatida; Trypanosomatidae. The transcript has a single exon.